AUGUCGACAAUUACGAAAAAUCAUUUGAUGUCAACAAUCUUCAAGGACGAUACUAAAGAGUUGAAAAAAUUAUUAAAGUCAUCAAAAUUGUCUCAACUUCCUGUUCUUCGUGGUGGUUAUGAUUUACUGAAAAUGGCAGUUAGACGGAAACGUGUAAAAGCAGCCGAAUUAUUGUCUAAAAAAAUAAAAAUAUCAAAUAAAGUAAAAUUUGAUCGUCCAUCAAAUUUUCUGCUCCACGACGCCGUUCGAUUACGACAGUCUAAAGUUGUUAAAAUACUUGUAAGUAGAGGCGCAAACGUAAAUUCACAUAUAAGAAAUGGGAUGACUCCUCUGCAUAUUGCAUCCAAGUAUGGAUGUCUCAAGAUAAUGGAUCAUCUUCUAAAAAACGGUGCGGAUGUAAACUCAAGAUGUACAGGACCAUAUUUUCUUGGGUACACACCACUGCACUUUGCCUGCCAAUCAAAUAAACUGAACUGCGCAAAGUUACUCAUUGAAAACAAUGCAACUGUGGUUCCAAAAAACCGUGACGACAUUAAUCCGAUCCAUAUUUCAACGUGUUUCCUUAUGUUAAAAAUAACGGCUCUGUUAUUAAAGUACGGUGCUUAUGUUAGUGUUGACGUUCGACUUGAUAAGAAAUAUUACUUCAUUGAAGGCUUUGUUUUGGAUACAAAUAAUAUUUAUAAAAAGGUACGAGAAGCUACAUACAUACAUGCGCUCAAAAGUCUCACUUUACUACAUUACGCAGUUUUUCGUAAUGCUGCAUCUAUUGUAAAGUUACUAAUAAAAUAUGAGGCUGAUAUAGAUCUUUCAAAUAACUGUGGCGAAUAUCCAUUAAUAGAUGCCGUAAGAAACACUAACCUUCAGAUGGUUAAGCUUUUAUUGGACAAUGGAGCUGUUAUCAAAUUCGAUGCCGAUAGACCCACAAUAACCUAUUAUGUGCUCGCAUCUAAUAGAAUUAUGAAAUCACUCUAUUGUAAGCACGAAUAUAGUUUGGCCAAUGAAAAAUUAGAAAUUAUCAAGAUGCUAAUACGUAAAGGAGCAAUUUUUGAUAAUCCAGAGUUCGACAAGAAUUUUCUUAAUCGGAGUAUUUACUGCGGGUACAGAGAUAUUGCUAAUUAUCUUAUGAACUGUACCCAUUACAAUUAUUAUCAAACAGAAGAUUGGGGACUCGAUCUUGUUCCUUUUAAAGAAGACAAAGUUACGCCAGAUAUUGCCGGAGAUACGGAGUACAUCAUGAAACGAAAACUCGAAAUUAAAGAGCUUGCUUACGAUGUGAUAUACCGAAGGAUAUUAAGAAUUUCCGUAGGUGCUGAGGGCCCAACAUUUAAUGCAGACGACAUAUUUGGAGUGGGAAAUAGAAUUGGAGUCACUGAUGAAGAACAUAGAAGUAGAGUUCUUGAACAAUGGGCAGAAAUUCGAGGGAUCGCGGAGGACCUAACUUGUGAAAAAAUUUGUGACACUACAGUUACACUUUUCGAUAUUCUCAACUUCAGAAUGGACAGAUUAGUUAAGUUUGCAGCUAAUGAAGAUGAUUGA
Molecule: messenger RNA, 1536 nt
Organism: Microplitis mediator
Lineage: Eukaryota; Metazoa; Arthropoda; Insecta; Hymenoptera; Braconidae
Product: putative ankyrin repeat protein RF_0381
Exons: 2
Coding region: 1-1536 (511 amino acids)
Molecular function (GO): protein binding
Source: RefSeq, a predicted model, not a curated record